GUCAAAAUCUAGACAAAAUUAAGUUUUAAAAUAGAUUACAAUAAUUAUUUUCUUUGCAUUCGAAUUUGAAAAUAACUUUUAAACUAUAAUGUGCUAAAAGAAGUCUUUAGAGCGCAGACAGCAUGUUUUUAUGACAUUAUUUAACCCUAAUUUUUGUGAGAUGUCGAAGGCUGUGCUUAUCCCGGAAUGCAAUAAAGACUUAGGCGGAGUUAAAGGAGAGUUGAGUGUCUCUCCCAAUGAUAAAAAAGACGGUGCCAUUGGACUGUUAAGUAGGCUGCUCCGUUUUGAUACUCUAAGUAAAAGGCAGGGAGUGCCUGAGAGUCCUACAUCUGAUGAACCACCGACUACGUACUAUGGAGUGUAUAUACCCUGUGAAUUAAAGAAAGGUCCUGAUGAAGAAGCUCUUCACGUCUACAAAACUAAGUCAGAAGCUUUAGAAUUAGUUCGAAGGUAUAAAUCAGCUAGGUUUAAGGUAUUUAGGAAUCAUCAAGAUGCAGUAUCUUUUGCAUUGCGUGGAGCUGAAUCUGAGAAUCAUGAAGGAAAUGUCAACGCUGUUAUGGGAGAAAAACCAUACCCAUUUAAGGCACCAUCACCUCAAGAUAUGGUGACACUCCGCAAAGCUAUUGAGGCAGGGUUGACUUGCACAGUACGAGAUAGAGUUUGGGACAACCCUAGAUACCUGGUGAGCAGUGGCAAUACUCCAGCAAUUGUUCAGGAAGGAUCCCGUUACAACGCCUUACACGUAGCAGCAAAAUCCCUUAACGCCGAAAUAUGCAACCUUCUUUUGACAACAGUGGGAAACCCCGCCUUUGUGCAAACCUUGUAUGGCGCUGAUGCCGAGGCGGAGUCUUGUAAGGAAUUCGCUGCUAUUUUAGUGGACCGCUACCUCAACACACCGGACAAGGCGAUGAACGAGACUCCUCUGCACUUCGCAGCUAAGUUCGGGGCGGAACACGUCGUGGAUGUGCUGACGUCGUUCCCGCAAUGCAACAAACUCGCCAAGAACAAGUAUGGGGAAAUUGCUAAAGAUAUAAUCUGUAACCGCAUCUCCAACGCGAAUUCGGAAUUAGUCCGGAGAAUAUCCGUAAUGCUAACGGAGCGAUACUACGUGCCGGUGGUGCACGCGGAGGACGAGACGAGUCCGCCCACCAUUGGGAGACCUUUCACACCAGCUGCGCCUCCUGAUUUAAAUCGUGAUCCAAUAUCACCUCGGUUCGAGAUCCGGGCUUUCGCGGGUCCGAUGGAGGCGAAUGAUGCUGAAAGCUUCCGUCGAAGGUGGAAAACGCCUCCGCGAUCUAUCAAACCUAAUUUUAGACUUAGGGAUAUGUCUAAAGGCCUCGAAGCUGUUGGAAGGAACUUAGCCGAACAAAUGAACGUCACGUGGAAGGAGUAUUGGCCAUUUUUGGACACGUUCACAGACCUCCGGACCCCAGAAGGCCUCAAUUUACUAGAAAACUAUCUGAGCGCGAAAUUCAAGAUGGCCUCCUACGUAGAGGCUUCGCCCCCCGAGACGCCCCUCAGCACGUCUAAAGAAGUGCUGAGCCCCAUUUCAGAUUUAUGCAAUGCAAUGAAAUCGUGUAAUUUAAGUGACAGGCCAUAUUGGAGCAGGACGGAUCCAGUGAGACAGAGAAUGUGUCGACAACCUAAUGCGAGGGCUACGACUAACGGGGAAACAUUCCAAAUAAACCACACGGUCAGUCAACUGCUUUGCAUAGAACGAACCUGCCAAGUGUUCGCUAAACGCAUCGCGGAUGCGCUCAUUUUCUCUCUGACAGCGGAACCGGAAGUCGCCGGCGACUCCCUCAAGUCCGAAGCCACGCACCUCCUCAACACGAUGCUGACCUACAUGGACGACGAAAGGUUUAAGGGCGUCGACUUCGCGUUGACCCAUUCGAGGCUCGCUCAACUGGUCGUCUUCAAGCUGCGGCAGCGGAUCGAUUCGGACGACGUCAGCUCUCUGAUGGAAUUUCUGGGGAGGGCGAGAUGUCCCGACGACGACGUCAGCUCGGACGAUGAGAAGGCGCAUCGGAGGAGGACGCGGAACGCGGUAGAGGCUCACGUGAAGUGCGCGGCGAGUUUCAUCUGCGAUGAGUUGGAGGGCGAGGAGAGCAAGGGGCCCGCGGUUUCAGACCUCGAGUGCGCUGACAUUUGGAGUAAGGCGGAGAAGUGCAGAUGCGAAUGGAAGAUGGAAAUGUUUGAGAGGAACAGUAAAAAAAACGCUUCGUUCAGAAAGCACAGGUCUAUUCUCUCCAGUAGUCCUAAGAGUGACGGCUUCAUUAGAAGAUUAACGUUCGACCAGGAUAUUGGCGACGGCAAACUUCAAAACAUAGAAAACGUGGAGAAGGAGACACAGAAUAUGAAUUCGCCAGGAGGAGACAACGUUCCUACUGUUUUCACUGUGGACGUUGCCAAAUGUCGAGUUGUGGAUGCUGAGAUAUCAGAUGACGACUCGGACUCGGUAGAGGCCUAUUUGACUGCGCCGGAGUCCCCCGAGAGCUCCGACGACGAAAUGUUUGACGCCAGCGAUCGACCCCUCAUCGAAUGCUUCAUUCAUGGCGAGGAGCCAACAAAAAUAGACCGUCAAGUGUUCGAAGCGUUGUCCGAGUGUGCAAUAUCAUCCGAGGAGUUUCCCAGCAUCUCCCGUUGGAGACAUUGCGUCGGACUCUACUCGGAACAGGAGAGAGAAAGCUGGCAGACGACAUCGAACAUCGAUGGCAGCAUAGUGUCCUCAAUAUCCUGGAGCAUUUGCAAUUCCCCCCGAACGCCCCUGUCCACCCCCGGAAGGCCCCACACGCCGGGGACACCCAACAGGAUCCUCGCCCCGGGUAACCCCAUUUGCAGUACCCCACAUAAAGGGAUGUCAUCGCCGGGAAGCAAGGAAGACAGAAAUCCGUCUUUACAGGUAUCAAACUGGCUUCGGGUGACGGGACCAAACUCUCCCCGAGCGACGCUGUCAAAUAAAAACGUCAGCCACAACGUGAGCUUUGGGUUCUAACACCCCGCCUUAUAUUUAAUUAUUUUGACAUUCAUAUUCUUAUUAGUUUAUUUUUAAAUCCCAAGUCUGCUACGUAUUUUUAUUUUAUUGCUUUGCCUGUGGUUUUGUUAGGAUUAAAUAAUAUUACGGAACCCGUUAGCAAACAACACGACUCGAUAUUUUUGACAAUCUUUGAUUCUUCAAUAGCGAUUUGGGUCUACGUAUACAGGGUGUUUAGUUUCCGUACUAUAUUUACUUUCAUGACGUGAUAUUAAUCUUGACGCUAUAUAAGACUUUUGAAAAAACUGUAUUGUCUCGCGAGAAAAAUAUUUGUGUUAAUAGGAGAAAAUUGUAAACAUAGUUUUUAAAAUAUAAUAUGACGUCAAGGAUUUUGAAUAUCUUGUUGAGCUUAAACGUAGAAAGUUCUAGAAACUAGACAUCUUGUAAAGACCAUAUUAGGUACUUUUAGUUUCAUCGUAAUCUGGCUCCCAGUGGAAUUUGCGAGGGGCUUAAAAUCUUGGAAAUUGGUUUUAAUUGUUCGGCCUUGUAGACUUCGCUAGAUUGUAUUCUAAUUCUUCUUUAUUUGUAUUUACACGUGAAACGUGAAUUUUCGGAAGUAGAAGAAUUUUAGCAUUAAUCAGUUAUAACACUUAAGUUUUUUAAUGAAAAUUUAUCAUUGGACCCUUUUGGCACCCGACAAAGCUUCUCACCUAAACGUUUUAAAAGUUUUCUGCCAAAAGUAAAAAUGUAAAUAGAAAAUAAUCUAAAUUUUAACCAGUGUUUAAGGAAGUUAUAACGUUCACAGUGAUACUAACAUUAGUUCUAAAACUUAAUUUUAACAAAAAUGACUCCGCUCAUAGUAUAGAUAAAUAUGGUUUAUGUCGUAUCAAAUGUGGGAAUGUCCCAUAUAAAAAUACUGAUACGAACCUGUUUCGCCUUUAUAUACUUUAAGAAAAUAUAAUCUCAGCUCCGAAUACACAAACGCCACUUUAGGAGCGGCUCAAACUUUGGACUAAAAAGAGACAGCUAUAUUUUUUAAUCUCUGGCUUUUGUGUAUUCGGGCAUCUUUAUUUGUAUCGUUGUCCCUUUUUGAUCUACGCCGUCGGUUAAAAUAUACGUUUUGUGUUAAAUAUAAACCGGAGGCGUGUAUCGAUCGGGUUCUAUGUUCCGGUCAAGUUUUAAACGUCAAAAAUAUUUUCAUAUCUUUUUUAGUAGAAAUGUUAUUUUAUUUCUCCGAUGCCACGACAUCGAAAUAAAAAAAAUAGAGCAAUUUGAUUGAACAUAGCGCCCUUUUUGCAUUCCUCAAAUUUUAUGUUAAAGUUGAUCAGUUGACAAUAAUUGUUCGCAUUCAAUAGCAUUUAAUGUUUUUUUUUGGAAUUGACGAAACGUCGCCCUCGGGGGACAUAGAUGAAUGUUUGUACUUUUAUAAAACGAUGUAUAUAAAUGUACGAAAUAAAUUAUGAUUGG
Messenger RNA from Pieris brassicae (large cabbage white), 4441 nucleotides. It is a transcript of the gene Ankle2, whose product is annotated as ankyrin repeat and LEM domain-containing protein 2 homolog. The transcript has 16 exons. Gene Ontology annotation, cellular component: endoplasmic reticulum. The record is from RefSeq and is a predicted model, not a curated record. Gene Ontology annotation, biological process: negative regulation of phosphorylation. Lineage: Eukaryota; Metazoa; Arthropoda; Insecta; Lepidoptera; Pieridae. The coding region runs from base 131 to 2995 and encodes 954 amino acids. Gene Ontology annotation, molecular function: protein phosphatase 2A binding.